UGAUUUAUAGGGUUUCCCUCCGCCGUUCUUAAUCACAAAAAAAAAUCUUGGAAGUAGUUUUCGGAGUUGCAGAAAUGGGUCCGAAGAGAGGUGGAAAAGUGGCCGUGCCUUCCAAGAAGAAACAAGAGAAGGUUGUCAAUCCAUUGUUCGAGAAGCGUCCGAAGCAGUUCGGUAUUGGAGGGGCUUUACCUCCUAAGAAGGAUCUGCAUCGAUUCGUAAAGUGGCCUAAAGUUGUUCGCAUUCAAAGGAAGAAGAGGAUCCUUAAGCAGCGGUUGAAGGUUCCACCGGCAUUAAACCAGUUUACCAAGACUCUUGACAAGAACCUUGCAACAAAUCUGUUCAAGUUACUCCUCAAGUACAGGCCAGAGGACAAGGCGGCGAAGAAGGAACGUCUGUUGAAAAAGGCCCAGGCCGAGGCUGAAGGCAAAGCACCCGAGUCUAAGAAACCAAUUGUUGUGAAAUAUGGUCUUAACCAUGUUACAUACCUCAUCGAGCAGAAUAAGGCACAAUUGGUUGUUAUUGCCCAUGACGUGGAUCCCAUUGAGAUGGUAGUGUGGCUCCCGGCUCUGUGCAGAAAAAUGGAGGUCCCUUACUGCAUUGUUAAAGGAAAAUCACGUUUGGGAUCGAUUGUCCACAAGAAAACUGCUUCUGUCUUGUGCUUGACCACGGUUAAGAACGAGGAUAAGAUGGAAUUCAGCAAAAUCCUCGAGGCAAUCAAGGCCAACUUCAAUGACAAGUACGACGAGAAUAGGAAGAAGUGGGGAGGUGGCAUCAUGGGAUCCAAGUCACAAGCCCGAACCAAAGCAAAGGAGAGGCUUCUUGCAAAGGAAGCUGCGCAGAGGAUGACUUAGAGGAAGUAUACACCUUUAGUCUGAGGUUGGUGUUUGAUUAAAUCGUCUAGUGUAGUGAGCUACAAUCGAUUUUGACCUGGUUUACUCAUUUUCUUAGAGGAACAUUGAUAUCGUUUUUCGUGGUUGAACUUUCUAAGUGCCUAGUACGUGGUGAAGUUUGUGAUUUUCUAAAUGAAUUAUGAAUCCGUGUUUUAUU
Hibiscus syriacus is the source of this 1047-nucleotide messenger RNA. Its product is annotated as 60S ribosomal protein L7a-2-like. NCBI's taxonomy places the organism in Eukaryota, Viridiplantae, Streptophyta, Magnoliopsida, Malvales, Malvaceae. The record is from RefSeq and is a predicted model, not a curated record. The transcript has 8 exons. Gene Ontology annotation, biological process: ribosome biogenesis. The coding region runs from base 75 to 851 and encodes 258 amino acids. Gene Ontology annotation, cellular component: ribonucleoprotein complex.